Molecule: messenger RNA, 1798 nt
Organism: Paramisgurnus dabryanus
Lineage: Eukaryota; Metazoa; Chordata; Actinopteri; Cypriniformes; Cobitidae
Product: G-protein coupled receptor family C group 5 member B
Biological process (GO): G protein-coupled receptor signaling pathway
Cellular component (GO): signaling receptor complex; extracellular exosome; plasma membrane
Molecular function (GO): protein kinase activator activity; G protein-coupled receptor activity
Source: RefSeq, a predicted model, not a curated record
GUUACAGUGAUCUGUGCUGAUGUGUUAGAGAAAGAUCAAAACUCUCUGCUGGUGUAAAAAACACUUAGAUUUGGAUUCACAAGUAAAUCUAAUCAUCCCGUCAGAAGUUUAUAAAAACAGCUAAAGGUUUCAAACAUCUCAACAGCACACACACACACACUGAGAGAGAGAGAGAGAGAGAGCGCAGAAAGCUUAUCUUCUCCACCUACCUGACAGACAGACAGACAGACAGAUAGACGAGUAGGAGGAGGUGAUAUUGUUGGCUGUGUGGAUGAUGGACAAAGAUUCUGGCUACAGGUCACUGUGAAUUUGGCCAAAGUGAAUUUGGAGCUGCCAAUCAAACGGACACAACCUCUUCAACGACCCUCUCAAUGGACGCAGAGGUCAGAGUUCAGAGACCAAACGGCUCCAGGCCCGCGGGCUGCCGCUCGGAUCUGCAGAAGAUUUACUGGCAUCUGUGCGACACCUGGGGCAUCGCGGUCCAGGCCGCCACCGCUUUAGGCUUCGUGAUUUGUGUGGUGACGACAUUGGGCCUGCUGGUGAGGUGGAGGCACGUGUCCCGUGAGCCCGGGCGAAGAGCGGCCCUCCUGCUGUUCCUGCUGGCCACGGCAGGCGUGUUCGCCUUACCCUUCUCUUUUGUCAUCUCCCUGUCUGCAGAGACGUGCCCAAUACGGGUGUUUCUGUUUGGGAUGUCAUUUGCCAUAGCGUUCGGCGCUCUGGUCGCUCGCGGUCUCGCCCUGCUGGACGUGGGGCUGGCGCUCGGGUGGAGGGAGGUGGGAGUGAUCCUGGCACUGGCGCUGGUGCAGGCGAUUAUUGCAGCGGAGUGGCUGCUGGUUGUUUUGGUGCGGGACGACAGGCCGUGUGCGUUUUCGCAGCCGGAGUUUGCCAUGCUGCAGCUUUACGUGAUGGUGCUGAUGGGCGCGGCGCUGGUGGUGGCACUGCGCUUCCUCAGAGCUGCGUACGUCACCUACAGCUACAGUCACACGGCGAAGAUGCGUCGACACGCCAAAUUGCAAGCCGGGCUGCUGGUGCUCACGCUGUUGUUGAGUGUGUGCGUUUGGGUCACCUGGAUCACUCUGCUCACAUACGGUAACCUCGUGACGGGUCACAGGCCGGACUGGGACGACCCCGUGAUCGGCGUAGCGUUGGCUGUUAACGGCUGGGUAUUACUGCUCGGACAUGGCUUCGCUCAGGUCCGCUUCCUGUGCCAGCGAGAAGGAUGUGCUAAAAAUCCACCGCUGGACUUCACGGGGUGGACGAGCUCCACGACAGAACCGGCAGCCGAGCCGAAACCGGGUACAGACAACAGUCGCUUCCAGCUUGAUGUAGAUGAAAGAAGAGAUCAAGCAAUGGAAUUAUUUGGAAUCCCCAUGAAAGAAAUCAAUGCUGAGAAAAAUUAUAGGAUCCCACGACCUACAGCUACCAACAUCAACCAACCAUAUGAUCAUUAUUAUGAACACAGAGCUUGAGGACACACACCACUAUACACAUACACGCACGUACACACACCUACACACCUACACACAUACAGACCUACAGCCACACACACGCACACACACGCACACACACGCACGCACACACGCACGCACGCACGCACGCACGCACGCACACACACACACAGAUGAAGAUUACAGAGAUACAGUACAAAUAUACAUCAUAGUUCAAUAAAAUCCUCCGAACUCUAAUAAUUGAGGAUUAAUUUUCUAAAAAAAAAAUACAUUUUAAACAUUUAACAACUUAACAUUUUAUUGUUACUUAAAAUGUGGUGAAACGUACUGUCAGUAAGAUAAUCUAAAGC